Erythranthe guttata (spotted monkey flower) is the source of this 867-nucleotide messenger RNA. The record is from RefSeq and is a predicted model, not a curated record. NCBI's taxonomy places the organism in Eukaryota, Viridiplantae, Streptophyta, Magnoliopsida, Lamiales, Phrymaceae.
AUGGAAAAGGUAAAGCGUGAUUCUUUGUCUAUUGACAGAAUAUCAAAUUUGCCAAAGGACAUCUUGCAUAGAAUUUUGUUUCUCCUCUCUCAAGAAGAUCUCUUGUCCAAAUCAUGGCGCUACAUCUGGUGCACUCGUCCCAAUCUUGAUUUUUCCGACAUCGAAUUCAACGGUAACAAACAAGAUUUUCCCUCAACCGUGGACAAAACUUUACAACAAUACUACGAUCAAGGUUUGUCCUUGGAGAAAUUUCGCCUUUACUUAUCGCUGCUAGGCAAAGAUUAUUCGUAUCACGAAUCGGUUUUGCUUCUUCACAAAUGGAUCCCAUUACUCAAAGCUAUGGGCGUGAAGGAGUUUUGUCUUUCUAUUCUUUUCGAUCAUACUUCUGGAAUUACCGAUAUGCCAUCGGUGGUCUUUAAAGCCGAAUCGCUCGAACUUUUGCAUCUGAAUAGGUGCAAUUUGGGCCAGAAUAUUCCCGAGAAUAUACCCUUUGUGCGUCUACGAGUACUUCGCCUCAGCAACGUCUCGGUCGAGAACGAGGUUUUCGAAAAGAUAAUCUCAAGCUGUCCUUUGCUUACAACUAUGUCGUUGGACGGGUGCAAGGGGUUGAAAACGAUCAAGCUGGAAAAGAAGAUUCACAAGCAUCUCAAGCACUUCACUUUUAUUAAUUUAAUGAAUCGCACAGCAGAAAAAUGCAACAUAGAAAUCGACAUCCCGACUCUUGAAACGAUCGAGAUUAUGGGCAGUAAGAUUAGGUGUAGCAUGCGUAAUUUGAGUAUUCUAAAGACUUUGUCUCUAGGCAGUGUCGAACAAUCUCCGCUAUGUAUUGAUGCCCAAAACAUACAAAGUUGCAUGUUGUUGACUUAG